ACGAGGCAAAAGCGGCCAUAACCUCAAAAAAGCCGGGUUCAUUGACGCAUCUUUAGCUUGACAGGUAGUUUAUAUACAAGCCGAAUAUUAAGUUAGAAACGUUUGCAACCACACAUAUACAAAAAUCUCACCUUGUGAACCAUCACUACAAAUCCAAAACCUAUUUUUUUAUACCAUAAACGCAGCGAAAAUGUCCGAUAAACCUACGCCUAAGAAGCCAAAAACCAGCGAAGACGGCAACAAAGUGGACGAUUCUAACGCAGAGGGCGACAUGGACUCCGCGAUCAUAGAGUUAGAGAUGUGCCACAACGAACUCGACAAACUCAAUGAAAAAGAAAACGAGGAAGUCAUCGCGAUGGAUCAAAAGUACAGAAAACUCAGGCAAGAGAGCUACGACAAACGCAGCAAAGUCAUAGAACGGAUCCCCGAUUUUUGGUUCACGGUGUUCACGGGCCAUCCGGAUCUGUGCAACAUUUUAACAGAAGAGGAGGAGGAUUGUUUGCAUCACUUGCGCAAAGUGGAAGUGGAUAUCGCGGACAACAACUCCGGCUACAGCCUCAAGUUUUACUUCAAAGAGAACCCAUAUUUCAAAAACGAUCUUCUGGUUAAGGAGAUUUCGUAUAAACAGGACAAAAUGGCGUCAGAGAGUACAAAGAUUGAUUGGAUUAAGCCACAGAAAAAGACUGCUGCUAAAGGACAAGGGAAGAAGCGCGCUCGCGAGGAGCCAAAGUCGUUCUUUCAGUGGUUUAGCAAUAAUGAUGAUCCCACGAAUGACAAGAUUGCUGAAAUUAUCAAAGAUGAUCUUUGGGCUAACACGCUCCAAUAUUAUUUGCCGGACCCGGACAUGGAGGGCGAGGACGACAGCAACGAGAGCUCUGAAGGGGAGGACGGGGAUGAAGCAAAUGGAGCCAAGACUGCAAAAGCGUCAGCCGAUGGAACAUCAUCAAAUUAAUUACUUUUCAUUAUCCAGAUGUAUCACUUAGAAUCAAUGUUUUCUCUUUUAAUGGAAAUGAAUUGAAUCUCGUCUGGUUAUUUUUACUUUAGUUAGUAGUAGGAACAAUGUAUUUUUUUUUCUUGAAGCGCUUGUCCCUCAUGUGACAAGCUAUCUAAACUAGGUUAUGAAGUGUGACUAUCUGAUGUGGAUUAAAAUGAUUUUUUAUA
Zophobas morio is the source of this 1161-nucleotide messenger RNA. Its product is annotated as protein SET-like. Gene Ontology annotation, cellular component: nucleus; chromatin. Gene Ontology annotation, molecular function: chromatin binding; histone binding. Lineage: Eukaryota; Metazoa; Arthropoda; Insecta; Coleoptera; Tenebrionidae. The record is from RefSeq and is a predicted model, not a curated record. The transcript is spliced from 2 exons. The coding region runs from base 191 to 952 and encodes 253 amino acids. Gene Ontology annotation, biological process: nucleosome assembly.